Messenger RNA from Spodoptera litura, 624 nucleotides. Its product is annotated as histone H2B. Gene Ontology annotation, cellular component: nucleosome. Lineage: Eukaryota; Metazoa; Arthropoda; Insecta; Lepidoptera; Noctuidae. Gene Ontology annotation, molecular function: structural constituent of chromatin; DNA binding; protein heterodimerization activity. The record is from RefSeq and is a predicted model, not a curated record.
UAACACCACAAUAAAUCAAUCACCACACCCUACCACUUAUUGCCGCGUAAAAAACUAUACACGACACAGAAUCGCGGCAAAAUUGACAUUAAGAAAAAACAAUUGACAAUUGUAAAAACAUCAAACAUGGCGCCCGUUAAAGUGCCGAAAAGGGCGGCAAAAUCAAUAGAGAAAUUAAUCGAGAAACCAAUAAAUAAAUCGAAGAAAAUGAAGAAAAAGAACUAUCAGAGUUUUUCUAUAUAUUUAUACAAAUUAUUGAGAACCGUGGCGAAAGAAAACUUGGGUAUUUCGAGGAAAUCAAUGUUGAUUAUGAAUAACUUUGUUAACGAUAUGUUGGAGAAGAUUGCUGAAGAAGCAGGCAGGUUGGUUGCCCAUAGUAAGAAGACCACAAUGAGUAGUAGAGAGAUCCAGGCUGCAGUUAAACUGAUAAUACCAGGAGAAUUAGCCACUCACGCGAAUAUAGAAGCCUUGAAAGCCAUCAGUAUGUAUCAUAAAAGCCACGAACGGGAUGCCGCAGCAAAAACCUGAAUUUGACGAAACAGAAAUCGCUUGUGGACGUUCAAUUGAAGUAAAUUAUUAAUUAAACAUGUUGAUUUAUUGAAUAAAUGGUAGUUUUGAUUUUUU